GUAUAAAAGCUGAUGCUACGCCACAAUAACGAUAGAAACGAAGUGAAUCUUCCAGUAUUACGAACUCGAAUAAAACGAAUAUUAAUACUUCAAUAAUGUCUGCGAAAAUCGUUCUAGUUAUUUGUGCACUGGUUGCCAUGGUAUCAGCAGUUCCCGCCCAACCCGGUGCAGGAGUAGCUGGCUGGGGUGGUGGUGCUGGGUGGGGAGCCGGUGGUGGAGCAGGCUGGGGCGCCGGAGCCGCCAACCCUUGGAUUCCCCCAUGGCUAGCAGGCGCCCCCUGGUUCCCUCAGUGGACUCCUUGCACCACAGUUGGUAGCUCCUGCGUGGACUGCUCGACCAGGCUGGUGUGCACUAAGAUUGGUGGUCUUCAACGUGCCUGCACGGACCCUACACUGCCGUACUGCAACUUGGGAGAGUGCUCCGCCACGCCCGCUGAAGGCUGUGGAGUGCCCGCUGCCGCUCCCCGUGCCGCCGGCGCUGUCUAAACCUUCUUGAAUACUCAUACUCCUUAACGGCUCACAAUCUCUAUGAAUUUUUCUAAUAAAAUUGUUGCAUUGCAAUCUAAAACAAUUUGUGUAUUCUAUUAUAAAAAUCGUUAAUUCCAGUCAUUGAUUUGUAAAAGCUUUCACAUAUAUUAUUUAUAUUUACUUUUUUUUUAUUUAUCAAAUCCGAUCUGAAUAAUAAAUUAUUUUGAAAUUA
Helicoverpa zea (corn earworm) is the source of this 699-nucleotide messenger RNA. RefSeq lists its product as uncharacterized. The transcript has 2 exons. NCBI's taxonomy places the organism in Eukaryota, Metazoa, Arthropoda, Insecta, Lepidoptera, Noctuidae. The record is from RefSeq and is a predicted model, not a curated record. The coding region runs from base 96 to 485 and encodes 129 amino acids.